Molecule: messenger RNA, 1962 nt
Organism: Nestor notabilis (Kea)
Lineage: Eukaryota; Metazoa; Chordata; Aves; Psittaciformes; Psittacidae
Gene: PPP1R21
Product: protein phosphatase 1, regulatory subunit 21
Exons: 18
Cellular component (GO): early endosome; membrane
Source: RefSeq, a predicted model, not a curated record
UUCUUUGAAGCAGAUGAGCAGCAUAAACGUUUAGAAGCGGAGCUCAGAACUAGACUUGAGGUUUUGGAAACUGAUGCUGCCCAGCACCAAACUGUGGUGGACAGUUUAACAAGGAAAUACACGGAUACUAUAGAAAAGCUGCAGAAUGAUAAAACCAAAUUAGAAAUCAAGUCUCAGACACUAGAAAGAGAAGCUAAGGACUGUAGGCUUCGAACCGAAGAAUGCCAGCAACAGUUAAAGAAUCUUCAAGCAGCUUUGGGCAGUAGACUGGAAGAAUCUCUAUGCAUAAUCAAUGAAAAAGUCCCUUUUAAUGACACAAGAUCUCGCCGAUACAAUGCUCUGAAUGUACCGUUACACAACAGAAGAUACCAGCUGAAAUUGCGAGACCUUGCUGGCCAGGCACUGGCUUUUGUUCAAGAACUUGUAACAGCUCUUCUGAACUUCCAUACAUAUACUGAGCAGAGGGUCCAGAUCUUUCCCAUUGAUUCUGCAACAGACACUGUAUCACCAUUAAAUCAGAAGUUCUCACAGUAUCUUCAUGAAAAUGCUUCCUACGUUCGCCCUCUGGAGGAAGGAAUGCUUCACUUGUUUGAGAGCAUUACAGAAGAUACCGUGACAGUCCUGGAAACAGCUGUGAAAUUGAAGGCCUUCUCAGAACACUUAGCUUCCUACUUAGGCUUUUUAAGAAAGAUUCUUCCUUAUCAAUUGAAAAGUUUGGAAGAAGAGUGUGAGACUUCUCUUUGCACAGCUGCUUUAAGAGCCAGAAAUAUGGAGCUGCACAGAGACAUGAAAAGGUUGACUGCAGUCUUUGAGAAGCUACAUACAUACGUUAGUCUUCUUGUGUUACCAAGUACAAAACCAGAAGGUCUUCUUAGGACAAAUUACAACUUGGUGUUUACAAACAUUGCUGCAAGUCUUCAUGGAUUUCAUGACAUUUUAAAAGAUAUUUCCAAGCACUACAGUCAGAAAGCUACUUUAGAACAAGAUGUUCCAACUGCCACACAGAAACUCAUAACUACUAAUGACUGUAUUUUAUCCUCUGUUGCUGCUUUAACAAAUGGAGCAGGCAAGAUUGCCUCGUUCUUCAGCAACAAUUUGGAUCACUUCACUGCAUCACUGAGCUAUGGCCCUAAAGGAGGAACAGAGUUCAUCAGCCCUCUUUCAGCUGAGUGUAUGCUGCAGUACAAGAAAAAGGCGGUUGCUUACAUGAAGUCUUUAAAGAAGCCUUGUGCAGCUUCAGUGCCUUAUGAAGAGGCUUUAGCCAAUCGCAGAGUUCUCCUGAGUUCCACAGAAAGUAGAGAAGGCCUUGCACAACAGGUCCAGCAGAGUUUGGAGAAAAUUGCAAGACUUGAACAAGAAAAAGAACACUGGAUGUUAGAGGCCCAGCUAGCUAAAAUAAAGCUAGAGAAAGAAAACCAAAAACUGAAGAACUCUCUUAGCGGUCAUUUAACUGAAACUAUACAAGAGCAUUCUGUUUUGCCAAAUGUAGCUGAACAAAAGAAGGAAACCACAGAAAAGAGUCUGAGGGAACCCAUUAGGAGUACUAGUCUGAUUGGAAUGUUGACUAUAACUACUGAUAAUGAAAAGACUCCAGAUGUUGAGUCUCGUGAAGAUCUGAUAAAAAACCACUAUAUGGCAAGGAUAGCAGAACUUACAUCUCAUCUGCAGCUUGCUGACAGCAAAUCGGUACACUUUCAUGCUGAGUGUCGUGCACUUGCCAAAAGACUGUCUUUGGCAGAGAAAUCCAAGGAAUCUCUCACGGAAGAGUUGAAGCUAGCUAGUCAAAACAUCAGUAGAUUACAGGAUGAAUUGAUGACGACAAAGAGAAGCUAUGAGGAUCAGUUAAGUAUGAUGAGUGACCAUCUCUGCAGUAUGAAUGAAACCUUAACUAAACAAAGGGAAGAGAUUGAUACACUAAAGAUGACUAGUAAGGGAAAUUCUAAAAAGAACAAAAAUCGAUAG